AUGGAGCAGCUCAUAGACAUAUUGGCCAUGUUGAAUCGUCCGCCAACGACAGCUUCAGCACCGGAGGCCCCAGCAGAUCCAUCUACCCCACCACCAGCUGCUUCACCCCCAGUAGAAGAGGAUGAGGUCUUCCCCGACGAUUACGAUCCUUAUGAGGGAGCUCCAGCGACUCCGAUCGAGGCACAACCUCUUAUCCAUGUACAUGACACCGAGUCGCAGGGUGAGAUUCUGUCGAUAGAGGCACAACCUGCAGUGGUUAAGAGUCGGAAGAGGAAGAGAAAGCCUCCUGUAUGGUUCGGUGACUAUACGGAGAUGAAGAGGAGACAUAGGCCAUCUUCGACUUUUGAUCCCCUGGAGCCACCGGAUGAGAAAUUGUUAACCACUUUCCGAAAGUGGUGUGUUGGACUCAUUCCGAACCACCGACUUCGGGAUUUGAGAAGUGGUGAUUACGGUCCAGGAUUCUUUUGGAUAAUGCUCACACCAAAGGAAUGGCUUACAGAUGACCAUAUAGAUGCAGCAAUGCAUAUGCUGAGGAGGCGACGCACCGACUAUCCACUGACAUUUCCUCAGAAGGGUGUCAUUCUCUCCACAUUCGUGACCGCCAUGAUCAGCAGUGCAUGGACGAGCCACAAGGGUCCGAGGAAAAACUUUGUGUGGGAGGAUUAUAUCCUGGACUACUGCAGAGGGGUUCAUAAGUCCCAAGUCUUUGAGAGAUGGAGGGGUAACGAGUUUAUUUACUUCGUUCUGAACCUUCCCGAGGCAAGGCACUGGGUCACAGUUGAAGUCGACAUAGAGCUGUGGAAAAUUAAUGUCUACGACUGUGAUUCCAGCGUCUGUCAUUGGACCGCCUUGGAACCCAUCCUGAAGGUUUGGGCAGAACUGCUGCCCUCGCUAAUCCUUGCAACCGGGGAAUUUCCACAUAACAACCAGAUCAUGGCGUUAGCUAACUGUGACAUCACGGUGCUUCCAAAAAUGCACGCGACUCGAGCCACUCACGACUUAGUUCCGAAGUCAGCAACCAGUGGUGAUUGUGGCGUCUAUUGCAUUGAGUAUGUGGAGCAUCUCAUGAUGCAGCGUGGAUUGACCGAUGUGACGCCAGACCGGAUAGCUAUGUUUCGUCAACGAUGGUGUGUUGAUUUAUUUUACCAAAAUAUCGGCUGAUUAUAUGUGUAAUUAUUGGGACAUUGUAUAUUUUGUGUAAUUAACAUUACAGUUAUGUAUAUA
Molecule: messenger RNA, 1224 nt
Organism: Cannabis sativa
Lineage: Eukaryota; Viridiplantae; Streptophyta; Magnoliopsida; Rosales; Cannabaceae
Exons: 4
Coding region: 1-1161 (386 amino acids)
Biological process (GO): proteolysis
Molecular function (GO): cysteine-type peptidase activity
Source: RefSeq, a predicted model, not a curated record